Symbiodinium sp. CCMP2456 is the source of this 525-nucleotide messenger RNA. The record is from the annotation of a GenBank genome assembly. NCBI's taxonomy places the organism in Eukaryota, Dinophyceae, Suessiales, Symbiodiniaceae.
AUCCGAGCUGAUGUCAACAAGUGCAACAAGGAGCCUGGUCUCACGCCCCUUACGAUGGCUUGUCUGAAGGGCUACAAGGACGUGGUUCGGCUGCUGCUGCACAAGAAAGCAGACAAGGAGAAGCACGUCAGCUACCUGACCCCUCUGGUUGCGGCCGCCCGUGAUGGUCAAGUCGACAUCAUCCGCCUGCUGGUUAAGCAAAGAGCAGACAUCGAUACGGCAGACGGUGGCUGGACGGCACUUCGCAUAGCGACCCAGGAAAACCAAGUGGAGUCUGCCCGGGCUCUGCUGAAACUUGGGGCAGACAAGCACAGGCCCAGCAAGGAUGGCUUUACCGCAUCCCAGCUGGCCUACUUCUGUUUGCAACCGGAUGCGUAUCCAGAGAUUCGAUCCUUGCUCCUGGAGUCCGUGCCCGAGCACCUCAUCGCCCCAACCCAGACUGCGACUUUUAAUGCUUCGCCGUUUUACCGUCCAAUGGACACCUACUACUACUGGGUACAGCGCUCUGGGCCCCUUCCUCGCUGA